This is a messenger RNA of Notothenia coriiceps (black rockcod), 960 nucleotides long. The record is from RefSeq and is a predicted model, not a curated record. NCBI's taxonomy places the organism in Eukaryota, Metazoa, Chordata, Actinopteri, Perciformes, Nototheniidae.
CCGGACCUGCUUCACUGUUGUACGUCAAACAGGCAUGGCGUCCUUCAGCUAAAGACACAAGCGACAUACGUUUAUCCAUUUGCCCUUCCGUAUAUAUUUACGUUUUUAUUUAUUUAUGUAGGUGUAGAAAUAUAUAUCUUCUUCACAAUGGUGACCAGGACCGUGUGUCAAGUUCUCCAGCGCCGCUUUUCAUCUGCCGCUGCAGCCCUGCGUGCUUCGCCUGCAGACGUCCGCAGCCAACGUAAUGCCGUGUUCUCCAGAGAGCAGGCCCGGCAGAGAGCUCUGUACCCCCGCAUCGAGAAGAUCGAGGUUUCCAUGCAUUGCCCGGGGCUGGAAGGUACUCUGCUGGUCAUGAACAGAGGGAUGUCCACUCCUCUGAGCUGCGCCCGGCACUUGACAGAACAUUUUAUGGACAACUCGGCUCUGGCCCUGGUGGACGGGGAGCCGUGGUCCCUCCACCAGCCCCUCACACACUCCUGCUCUCGUGAGAGAGCAGGAGUGUGUGAGGGGCUGGUGGAGGGACCACGGCUCCCCGUCCACCAGGGCCAGAGCCGAGUUGUCCAUAAAAUGUUCUGUCAAGUUUACCGUAGGAAGGCGGUGGAGCUGGGUGAAAAGCUGCUGCCAGCCUUCAAAACGCCCACCGGCAUCCCCUGGGCUCUGCUUAACCUCAAGAGUUACUGGAAAACCAAGCAGCUGUCUCCGAAGCGCCUGAGUACGGGCAUCCUGAUGUACACGCUGGCCUCCUCCAUGUGCAACCAGAUCCACCUGUACGGCUUCUGGCCCUUCGGAUGGGACCCCAACACGGGGAAGGAGCUGCCGUACCACUACUACGACAGGAAGGGCACCAAGUUCACCACCAAAUGGCAGGAGUCCCAUCAGCUUCCCGCCGAGUUCAAACUGCUCUACAAGAUGCACUUGGAUGGACUGCUGAAGCUCUCGCUCUCCCACUGUCCUGCUUAG